Molecule: messenger RNA, 3945 nt
Organism: Epinephelus lanceolatus (giant grouper)
Lineage: Eukaryota; Metazoa; Chordata; Actinopteri; Perciformes; Serranidae
Gene: nucb2a
Product: nucleobindin 2a
Cellular component (GO): extracellular exosome; endoplasmic reticulum-Golgi intermediate compartment
Molecular function (GO): calcium ion binding
Source: RefSeq, a predicted model, not a curated record
CCUAGCUGCCGACACUACUCCAGCUGAGAGGAAGCGACGCGAGGAAAACAGAACAGAUGAGGUCCAGGAUUGACAGUAAAAUGUGUUGGAGCCGGGUCCUUGUCACCGGCUGGGCUCUGCUGCUGGUCCAGCUGCUGUGUUCAGAGGCAGUGCCCAUCAGUAUGGAUAAGACAAAAGUCCAACAGCCAGAGAUUAAAACUGAAGAGGUUCCAGCUAGUGUGGAUACUGGACUCCACUACGACCGCUACCUCAGGGAAGUCAUUGAUUUUCUGGAGAAAGAUCAGCACUUCAGAGAAAAGCUCCACAACACAGACAUGGAAGACAUCAAGCAAGGUAAGCUGGCCAAGGAGCUGGACUUUGUCAGCCAUCAUGUCAGAACAAAACUGGAUGAGCUGAAGAGACAGGAGGUGAGCCGACUCCGAACUCUGAUUAAGGCCAAGCAAGACCUUGAAGGAGGGAAUGACAUCGCAGUGGAUCACCAGGCUCUGCUGAAACAGUUUGAGUACUUGAACCACAUGAACCCGCACACGUUUGAAGUGGAUGACCUGGAUCGGCUCAUCAAAUCGGCCACUAAAGAUCUGGAGAACUACGACAAAGAGCGACACGAGGAGUUCAAGAAGUAUGAAAUGAUGAAAGAGCAUGACAGGAGGGAACACCUGAAAACACUAGACGAGGACGAAAGAAAGAAAGAGGAAGAGCACUACGAGGAGAUGAGGAAGAAGCACGCUGACCACCCGAAAGUCAACCACCCGGGUAGCCAGAAUCAACUAAAAGAGGUGUGGGAGGAAGCUGAUGGCUUAGACCCUGAGGACUUUGACCCCAAGACCUUUUUCAACCUGCAUGACACCAAUGGAGAUGGCUUUUUUGAUGAACAGGAGCUGGAGUCAUUGUUCACCAAAGAGCUGGAAAAAAUCUACGACCCCACCAAUGAAGAGGAUGAUAUGGUGGAGAUGGAGGAAGAGAGGCUACGUAUGAGAGAGCAUGUUAUGAAUGAGGUGGAUUCUAACAAGGACAGGCUGGUCUCUUUAGAUGAGUUCCUAGUUGCUACGAAGAAAAAAGAAUUCUUGGAGCCAGAUAGCUGGGAGACCCUAGAGCAGAACCAGGCUUACACAGACGAGGAGAUGAGGGAGUUUGAGGAGCAUCUUGCUCAGCAGGAGCAGGACCUCAACGAGAAGGCCUUUGACCUCCAGAAACAGAGAGACGAGCUGGAGAGGCAGCAGGAGCAGCUUAAUGCACAGAAAAUAGAGCUGCAGCAGGCAGUCGAGCAUAUGGAACGGCUGAAAUCACAGAAAGUAGAGCCCCCUCCAGAGGUUCACGUUGAAGGAAAUGCUAUUCCAGAGAUGCACGCAAUCGACGACCAGUUACAUCAUGAACAAGAGGCCCAAGCACAAGGACAUCAUCAACCUGAACACCAGGUUCCUCAGUAUUCACCCCAGGAACACCAUGAACAACAACAACAGCAGCAGCAAGAUCCGGCACAGCAUGGUCUCCCCCAGGCACACCAGGAUCUACCACCAGGUCACCAAGAAGCUGUACAAGAGCUGCAUAACGUGCCAUAACAAUGCUGUCAGAACUCAAACCUCCACAACCAGACUUUUGCAGCACCUCCACUCCAGCGUGCAGAGGAGCGGUUCCUUCUGAGUAUUAGGCCUCUUUAACCAGCAUGACUUAGAGGUUUGGAGGACACAUGAGAUGAAGGAGAGCAGCACAAAAGGAAUCCCUGCUGAAUGAAACCGGCGUUUGAUAAUAACUGUAAUCCUCUGAUUACAUAACGGAUUUACAAUAGCAACAUGACCAACCAAGGACGUGCAUCCUACAAUAUGCAUACUUUUACAUUUUCAAGGAGUGUUGGAUUACAUUACAAAUGAUCAAGAAUGUUUGGUGAUACAAUUAUACAAAAACAAUAUUUUGGUGAGCUUUCUUGACCUGCUGUACAGGACCUCUGAUCAAUGACAUGCCACUAGCUCUACAACCUGAGCCUGUUGGAUAUGUACAGUGCAGCUGUUGAUGGGGGUAAGGUGUAAAAAGUAAUUUAAAUUUUAUCAUUUUGAGUUUGACUUGACUAUCAAGAAACCCCUGCAAAUUCGUAGUAGCUGCGACCAAGUACGCGCAUGCAUCCACAUGUCCCUUGUUGCCAAUCGCCACAGACAAGUGAUCCGCUGUCCUUUGAGUCAUGACAGAUCUUUCCACAAAAUCUUGGGCAAUCUAUUUGGAAGUCACACCUUUUCUGCGAUAGGCAUUUCCCAUUGCCACCCUCCUUGUGAGCCAAUUGGCAUGAAUGCAAACACACACUCCAAAAUGCGAAAUUUUAAUCUCUUCAGGCACAAACUUGCGCCAAGAAAAGGGUGGGAACAUUUUGGAGGGAUGAGCGGGAUAUAGAGCUGCUGGCUGCAGCUAAAAAAGAUUUUAGUUUACAUGUGUGACCUGUGGUGAAAUUUCACUGGACUGUAUCAAACAUUUUAGAAAAUGAGUGCAAGAGACAUUUUUAAGAUUUUCUAUUAUUACAAUUACAACAUUAAUGACACUAAAAGGAUUAAGAGGCACUGUAGAAAUGAUAACCAGGAUACAGCACUUGAUUCCCCAACCAGAACCAUUUCACUUGAAGGGGUAAAAGUCUUCUUGAUGCAGACACGUACAUGUCAAGUAUCAUGUAUCAUAUUCAGCCGCCACUGUCACCAAAUAUUACAAUGUUUUAACCAGAAACGCCCUCCUGAAGCCAGACUGCUCUGUCUUUAUACUUCUGUCGAGACUUACCAAUACUUGUGCUACUUUCUUACUCUGGUUGCUUUCAUAACCGGUCAGCUGUUUACCUACCAUGUAACAUCAUCGUUUCAUGUGCAUGGUCUAAGAGUUUUCUUAGAAAAUGUGUGCUCUGCCCAAACAGACAUCGGGUACAGGAACACAGACACUGGUCAUUUUUAGGUCACACUGCAGCUGCUCUCCACUGACCUUGAUGUCAAAAUAAAUUAAGGUGCUAGGUUCUUUAAAUAAAGAUAGGCGUAAACACCUCUUGCUUCAACAAAUAUUUCCCCCACGUCAUCACAGCCCAAAGUCCUGCAGAUGUUUACAUGAGAGUUUUAGGUCUCUGUAAGUAUGUCGGACUUGUGAAAUAAUACAUUUGCGUUGGUACACUUAACAGUAGGAUGGGCAUUUUGAUUUUGGUCGAUUGCUCACACACACAAAGUAUGCGUUGAUCUUAAUUUAUCAUGAGUUUUAAUUUGUGUAACAUUUGCUGUAGAAAACCCCUUUUUAUAAAUCAAGAUAUAGACUUUUAGUCCUGUGUCAACAAGCAUGUUUUCGCGCAAUUUCCUUCAAAGUAUUUUGUUGAAGCAACUGCUGGAUUUUGUUCGUUUAUCUUAAGAAUUGAUCAGGUUAAAGGGCAAAGUGCUGAGUCGGUAAGAGUUAAUAUUACCACUGUCUUUUUAUUGUCUUGGUUAAUAUUGUCUGUUAAAGUCAAAGUGUGGUAUCAUGAAAAAUUUGCGUUAAUUUCACAUAAUUGUAUUUGGCAUCCGAUGUGUAUUACUUGCUCCUAAUUUGACUAACAUGGCAUGGCAUAUUUCCCCAUAAAUUACCAGUUUGGUGUAACUGCUGUGCUAUCUAGGUUGCUUUUUUUUCCAUGUAAUGUGGUUUCUUCUAGCUGGCAGACAGGUGUUGACUUAUUGCCACUUUUUACUGAAGAAGACUUCAUUCUCAUCCAGUGAGGUAACAGAUCUGCCAUAUUGUGGUUUUUACUUAAUACAGAAUCUAGAUAUGGCAUACAUAUUUUUCUUUUCAUUGCAGUGUCAUUUGUUUCCUGUGUGCCAAAUGUUUCUUUGAGGUAAAAUUGCAUCAUAAUUUGCACAAAAUGUACAGAUUGUUUUCCCAAUCGCUUGCUGCUGGAUAAAAUAGUCACUUGACAAAACUGUACACCUCAGUUCAAGAUAAUAAAACAGUUACGACCUUUCA